Strongylus vulgaris is the source of this 267-nucleotide messenger RNA. The record is from the annotation of a GenBank genome assembly. NCBI's taxonomy places the organism in Eukaryota, Metazoa, Nematoda, Chromadorea, Rhabditida, Strongylidae.
AUGGGGUCUUCAGUGGGGAUAACGGAAUUUGGCAUGGGCGUUGAUGGAAGAGCGGUUACAUCAUCUGUCGGGAAGAUGUGCGAGUCCCGUCUUCGUUUAUCAAUGUUUUCAACGGAAUACGGUAUUCGAAAAGGUCCCGGCGGUACUUCUUCAGACUUCUCUUUCCCUGUGCUGCUUCCAAAAUUUUCGAUUGACUUUAGAAGAUCUUCUUGCAAAUCUGCAAUUGGUAUUGGUUAUCAGUCGUUCGAUAUGUGCAGUCAGACCUAG